AUGUGCCUUUUCCUUCCCCCCACUAUGAUGCAAAUACUUUCCGGAUAUGAGUACAAAAAAGGAAGAGAUGAUGACACUGAGCACCAUCUCAAGAACUAACCACAGCUCUUAUUACAUCUGGUGGGAUGAAGAGUAACCAAACAAUAAUCCAGAGUGAAAAUACAAGCGGCUACUUCUGCCAUGAAACCUCAUGAACAAAAGAAAAUUCACCGCUGAGGGAAGCAAUGAAGUUGUCUUGCUGGAUCGUCCUGUUGUUAAUGAGAGGAUCAGAAGUUAUAGAUUGUAGUGUUACAGAAUGUCUGCACAAGCACACUGACAUGAGGUACAGGGCUAUUAGUGGCCAGAAAUUUGUUGUAUCAUGUGACUUACCAUCUGAAGCCCCUGCCUCCAUCUUCAAUUAUUCCCAUCUCUAUGAAGACCAAAUGCAGUGGUUUUGGAAAUCAAGUGAUGAUGGGGAAAUUAAAAUGCUUCGGAGGAAUGCAACCACUAAUCCUGUGUUUCAAGGGAAUGCCAUCUGGUUUGAUCCAAUAACAGUUCAACAUUCUGGAACAUAUAUCUGCACAAAUGGGGAAAAACCACCAAGAUCUGUCAAUAUUUUGAUAGCCGUCCAAACAGAGGAGACAGCAAACUGCUCAGGGAAGAGUCCUAGUCACAGGUACCUGUUGGUCAAGCAAGGAGCAUCUAUUACUUGCCCAGGAAAACACUGUUUCAGGAAUUUUCCACACUCAUCAGUUAAAUGGUAUCAGAAUGGGAAAAAAAUAAAACUUCAAAAGGUCAAGAGACCGAGCCUGCAGCUUCAGGAUGAUAAAAUAAUAUUGCAUUCUGUCUAUGAUAGAGAUCGUGGCAUUUAUAUCUGUGAUUAUCUGCUGACUGACAAUAAUACCCCGUGGAAAAUGCGAACAGUAGUAAACGUAACCAUCAUAUCAAAAGACACCGUGAAUCCUCCAAAAAUUUUGUAUCCCAGCAAUGUGACAACCCUUGAAGUAGACGUUGGACACCUGCUUGAAAUGGAAUGCAAAGCACAGUUUGGUUUUGAAUUAAAUGCUUCAUCUUCCAUACAAUGGUACAGAGAAACCAGUAAAAGUAAGCUGCUGGUUCAACAAAAACGGGUUGAUCCAAAGGGGAUAGAAGGCCAAACCUUUAGCGAUAUUUUCAAUUUGACAAAUGUGAAUGAAGAGGAUCUAAACAGCCAUUUCAUCUGCCUGGCUCAAAACUCUGUUGGACAUUCCACAGGAAUUUUCAAGCUUAGAAGAAAAAGAGAAAAAGUUCUGUAUUUCUUGCUUGCAUUGUGUUGUAUCAUCAUAGCACUGUUUGGAGUUGUUUUGGGAGGCAUGCUGGCUUACUGGCGCUGGAUUGAUCUAGUGCUCUUUUAUCGAUAUUAUCUGGCCAAAGAUGAAACUCUGGGAGACUGCAAGGAAUUUGAUGCAUUUGUGUCCCAUGCAACACCAAAUUCUCUUGGAGCACAUCAUGCGCUGUUUGAAGAGGAGCAGUUUGCCUUAGAGUAUCUCCCUCAGGUUUUAGAGAAUGAAUACGGAUAUAAGCUGUGCCUCAUGGAGAGGAACAUCCUGCCUGGAGGAGCAUACACUGAUGACAUCGUAAAUGCUAUCAAAAGCAGCAGACGGGCAAUAAUGAUCUUAACCCCGAGCUAUUUCAAAAACAGAGAAAGCAUCUUUGAGCUCGAAGCAGCCGUCAACACUGCACUGGAAGAUAAGACCUUAAAACUUAUCCUGAUUCAGUUUGAGUCUUUUCAGGAGCCGCAGUCAUUACCUAGCAAGGUGAAGACUGCUCUCAGGAUUUUGCCCAGGAUUAAUUGGAAAACAUCCACCUCUCCUACUGCUAAUAAGCAGUUCUGGAAAAAACUGCAGUAUCAUAUGCCAGUGAAACAUACCAAAGAAGCUGGGAGCAAGUGGCUUUUCUUUUCCUCCAGCUCCUACUGGCCAUGGAGCAAGGAUAACCAAGAAGGCACCAGAGGGAGAAAUACAGAGAAAGAUUUGGGAAGAAAUUCCCCUAAAGUGGAGACUUAUCAGGGGAGGGGAUGCAGCUAAGUCAUCCUUUAUAUACAGAAGUUGUUCAGUCUAUAGCAGGUGAUUGGAAAGCAGGGCUGAGAAGGAUGUCCUGAAGCCAGGAGCAGCUGCUGAGUAGACCCAAGGUGGGCCUGCAGAGAUACCAGAGGCCAUUUCCUACCAACCUCAGUGGGCCUUACCAGCUGGAAGUGGUCUUUUAGUCACUUCCAGUUUUUCUUUCCUUCUUUUUGCCAAAACAAGUUGAACAGGGUUGCUUUAACAGGAGAAGCAGGGAUGGGGACUCUAGUCAUGGGACUCGCUGUCCUUUUUUUAAUGACAGACUCAACUCACAAUUUGGAACCCACCUGCUCUUCCCUUUUUUCCCCUGAG
Molecule: messenger RNA, 2393 nt
Organism: Pogona vitticeps (central bearded dragon)
Lineage: Eukaryota; Metazoa; Chordata; Lepidosauria; Squamata; Agamidae
Source: RefSeq, a predicted model, not a curated record